UCCCCCUCCCCCUCCCCCCUUUCUUGCCCUUCCCUUUGCGCAUACACACACACACACAGCCCCGCUCUCCCUCCCUCCCUCUCCCCCCCUCUCUCUCCCCUUCCUUCCACUCCCGCCACCGGCCAUUGUUCCUGUGCGACGGCGCUUCAUCUCCGGAGAGAGAAAGAGACAGCGCGGACGUCCCUCAAGAUGAUGGCCAGUCGCCCGAAGGUGAAUGACAUCAUCUCGCGGCUUCUGGCGGACCUUCGAUCGAAGUCCGAUGACACCAGAGCCCGAGCGGCCCGCGAGUUCCGCAACCAUAUUUUCACCGUCUCGCGCGAGCUCUCCGGCGACACCUUCGCCCGCUUCAUCAACGAUGUCAACCGAAUCAUCUUCGACCUCAUCAACAGCCCCGAGACCCACGAGAAACUUGGUGGCAUCAUGCUCAUUGACGAGCUGAUCGACAUCGAUGGCGAGGACAACACUUCGAAGAUCACUCGGUUCUCGAACUUCCUGCGCACGGUCCUGCCCGGGACGGAUCCCGCGGUGGCGGCAGCCGCAUCGCGGGCCCUUGGCCGCCUGGCCCUGUCGGGCGGCGCCCUGACCGCGGAUUUUGUGGAGUUCGAAGUCAAGCGAGCCCUCGAAUGGCUCGACAGCGAGAACUCCUCCUCGAGUCAGGCACACUCCGGCGGGUCCAGCGCCAGCGGGGCCAAUAAGACCGUCGGUGAGAUGCGGCGCUACGCCGCGACGCUGGUUCUCUGCGAACUGGCCCAGAAUGCCCCCACGCUCUUCUACACCAACGUGUCGACCUUCUUCGAGGUGGUCUGGGUGGCCUUGAGGGACCCGAAGGUCGCCAUCCGUGAGGCCGCGGCCGAGGCCGUGCGCGCUUGCCUCGGCAUCAUCCAGCAGCGUGAGAACACCCUCCGGCUGCCCUGGUAUCAGCGCCUGUAUGACGAGGCCUUGAAUGUCCUGCAGCCGGGCCACGCAGCCACUGGUGGUCCGACGGCCCUGCUGACGAACACCGGCCAUGCGGGCGGCCCUGGCGGCUCGGGCGCCGCACAUCCGCCCUCCUCGCCGGAGGCUGUCCAUGGCGCCCUGCUGGCCAUUCGGGAGCUCCUCACUCGGACCGGAUCUCAGUUUAUGAAGCAAGCGGGCCGGUAUGAGACCAUCUGCAUGCUGCUGGCCAACCGGUACAAGGACCACCCGGAUCCCCUGGUUCGCCGGACGGUCAUCAGCCUGAUCCCCACCCUGGCGGCCUUCCAGCCAGAUGUCUUUGCUGAAAACUACCUCAACACCUUCCGGCUGCACUUGGUGCUGAUCCUGCGCCGCGAGAAGGAUUGCGCACCGGCUUUCCUGGCCAUUGGUCAACUGGCCCUGGUGAUGGGGUCUUACAUGAACUCCUUCCUGGACGAGAUUUUCGCUUUGAUCUUCGAGAAUCUCUUCCCAGCUAGUCCGGCCAAGGGUGCGCUUCGUGUGGACUCGUACAUCUUCGAGAGUAUUUCCAUGCUGGCGCGUGCCCUGGGGCCGGCCAUCACCCGGCACAUUCACCCGAACCUUCUGGCCCAUCUCUUCGCCACUGGCCUGUCCGAGCCGCUGGUUACAACGCUGGCCGAUUUGGCCGCACACAUCCCGCCACUGCUGCUCAUCAUUCAGGAAAACCUCCUCGACAUGCUGUCUAUGACCCUUAGUCGGCAGCCAUACCGGCAUCCCGGUGCCCGGGACACGACCGAUCCGAUGGGUCUGGUAUUGGGCUCCGGGGUGCUGGGAUCUGCCCAGGCGGCGGUCCAGCUCCCCGGGGCCAUGUACUCGGCCACGGAUCAGCACUUGGUGUCGUCGACGGCCACGGCAGCGGCGGCGGCGGCCGCCUCGGCAAGCUGGUCCUCCGGACCGUCCAUGCGCCUGCUUCAAUUGUCGGCUGUGGCCGCGGCCCCAGGAGGGCCGUCUCCCCUGGCGGCCGGGCACCUGCAGCAGCCCGGGGUCCUGGCCGAUCGGCUGGCCGGCAACGGGUCCCUGGCCGGGCUGACCCCCGAGGGGGUGGUCGAUGCCGAGGCCCGGCAGCACAUCCUGGCCUUGCGGUCGCUGGCGCGCUUCAACUUCCGCGGGCAUGAUUUGAAUGUCUUUGUCCUGGAGCGUGUGAUUCCCUUCCUGGAGGACCCGCACCCGGAUGUGCGCGAGGCCGCGGCCCAGGCAGCCUGCGCACUGCUUCUGAAGGAGCCCAUGCCCAGCGGCACGUACAGCCUGACGGCGGUCAGUGUGGCUGGCGCGGUGCUGGAGCGCCUGCUGGCAGCCGGUGUCACGGAUCCGGAGCCCCUCAUCCGAUACACGGUGGUGGCAUCGCUGGACCCGCGGCUGGAUUCGCACCUGGCCCAGCGCGAGCACAUUCGCGUCCUGAUGCUGGCCCUGCAUGAUGAGCUCUUCGCGGUGCGCGAGGCGGCCACCCUGGUUCUCGGGCGUCUGGCUCAUCACAACCCGGCGCAGGUGCUGCCCUCCUUGCGGAAGGCCCUCCUCCGACUGCUGGCCGAGCUGGAAUGCAGCACGGUGGCCAACAGCCGCGAGGAGAGUGCGGUCCUGCUGGCCCGGCUGAUGGCCUCGGCCCAGCGCCUGGUCCGACCCUAUGCCGAUCCCAUCCUGAAGGUGGUGAUGGAACGCCUGCGGGACCCGGUGGCCGGGGUGGCCGCCCGGGCGAUGAAUGCCCUGGGCGAAUUGGCCACCGUCGCCGGGGAAACCAUGCGCCCAUACAUCCCGGUGCUGUUGCCGCUCAUGAUCGACACCCUGCAGGACCAGUCGUCCUCGGCCAAGCGCGAGGCGGCCCUGGUGGCUCUGGGCAAGCUGAUCUCCGCCACGGGCUAUGUGAUUGAGCCGUAUUUGGAGCACCCGCAGCUGCUCGGCACCCUGCUGGGCUUCCUCAAGACCACGGAACAGCGCCCGGUGGUCCGGCGCGAGGCCAUGAAGUCCCUCGGCAUCCUCGGUGCCCUGGACCCCUACCGGUAUAAGAUGUCCCAAUUGGAGGCCGCGGUGCUGGGCAAGGGCCUGGUCGGGAGCUCCGACCCGAAGACCACCAAUGAGAUGAUCCAGGAGCACCGACUCAACACCAUGUCCCCCUCUUCGGAGGAGUACUACCCGUCGGUGGUGAUCCAUGCGCUGAUGAAGAUCCUUCGCGAUCCGUCCCUGUGCAACCACCAUACGGUCAUCGUUCAGGCGGUCAUGUACAUCUUCAAGUCGCUGGGGCUCAAGUGUGUGUCCUUCCUGCCGCAGAUCAUGAAAACCUACAUCGGGGUCAUGCACUCGACCACGGCGGCCGGCAUGCUGGAGUUCCACUUCACCAAGCUGGCCCAGCUGGUGGGCGUGGUCCGGCAGCACAUUCGGAAUUACGUGCCGGACAUCAUUGCCCUGAUUCAGGCCAAUUGGGACGCCGGGCCGGCGGUCACCGGGCUCACCGGGGCCGGUGGUGCCCUGACCGCCGGGGCCGGCGGCUCGGGCGGGUCGCUGGCUGGCGGUGCGGGCGGCUCGCUGGCCGGCGGCCCGGGGGGUGCCCUCGUUGGGGGUGGCCUUGGUGCCGGGGCGGCCGGGGCGGCCGGCGGCGCCGGUGGCUCGGGUGGCUCGGGCACCGGUGGCCCGGGCGGCCCGGGCGGCUCCGGUGCACCGGGCGCCGGCGGCGGGCCCGGCACCGGGCCUGGCAGUGUGGCCCUGCAAUUGACCAUCAUCUCCCUCAUCCGGGCCAUCGCCAGUGCGCUGGCCGGCGAGUUCAAGGUCUACCUGCCGGACUUGCUGCCGCAGCUGCUGCAGGUCUUCGAGUCCGACGAUUCGGAGAAGCGCCAGCCGACGCUCGAUGUGCUGACCACCCUGCGGGACUUCGGGGCCACGCUCGAGGAGUACUUGCACUUGGUGGUGCCGGCUGUGAUUCGUGUGGCCGAGGCCGGUGGCACUGGGCUGUACCAUACCCAGGCCAGUGCGCUGUAUUCGGUGGCGGUGGCCGGCGGGUCGGCCGGUGCCGCGGCCGCCGCGGCUGCCGGUACCGGUGGCCCGCAUCACCAGCUGUUGCUCGGUGGGCGGAAGUCCCCCUCGGCGGUGGCCACGCUGAAUGUGCGCCGCUCGGCCCUGGUGGUCCUCUGCUGCCUGGCCCGGUGCAUGUCAUUGCAGGAUUAUGCGUCGCAUUUGGCCCUGCCCCUGUCGCGCAUCCUGGCCACCGGCCCGAUCGAGCUUCGCGCCCCUUGCCUGGAUCUCCUGACGGCUCUGGGCGUGCAAAUGGGCCCGGACUUUGUGAUUUUCGUGCCGCUGGUCAGCCGGGCGCUGCAUGUGCCGCGCAGUGGUCCGGGUGGGCAGCUCGGUCCGGCUGCCUCCUCGGCCGCGGCCGCGGCCGCAGCAGCAGCCGCCGCCGCCGCGGCCGCCUCCUCCUCGAAUGCUGCUGCUGCCGCGGCCGCGGCCGCGGCGGCUGCCGCCGCCGCCGCUGCUGGAGCCAAUCUCCCGGGAGCCGCGGCGCGCGCGCGCUACGACGCCCUCGUGGCGGCGAUCCUCCAAGCGGAUGCCGGCAUCCGGUGGGUGAGCUCCGACCUGGCAGCCACCCUGCUGGAUGUGUCCAAGGAUCCGGACCUGCGGGAUCUUUACAUGCUCUGCUCGGAGGAUGGAGCCGGGCUCGGGGACGCCGGGGUCGGCGGAUCCGGAGCCGGUGGCGCCCCGGAUGCCCUGGCCCCGGUGCGCAAGCUCCCCGUCAACCAGGCCAAGCUCAAGAAGGCCUGGGAGACUUCGCAGCGGUCCACGCGCGAGGAUUGGAUCGAAUGGAUGCGGCGCUUUUCGGUGGAGCUGCUGAAGGAAUCGCCCUCGCACGCGCUGCGCGCUUGCGCCUCGGUGGCCGUGGUCUACCACCCCCUGGCGCGGGAGCUCUUCCACGCGGCCUUCGUCAGCUGCUGGGGCGAACUGUAUGACCAAUUCCAGGAUGAGCUGGUCAAGAGUCUGGAGCUGGUGCUCUCGGGCAAUGGUGUUCCUCCGGAGAUCGUCGGCUCGAUCCUCAGUCUGGCCGAGUUCAUGGAGCACGAUUACAAGCCGCUGCCGAUUCCCGACCGGUCGCUGGCCAUGUACAGCAACCAGUGCCAGUCGUAUGCCAAGGCCCUGCACUACAUGGAAUUGGAGUUCCACAACAGCGAGCCCACCGCGCCGACCAGCAUCGAAACUCUCAUCUCCCUCAGCAACCAGCUCCAGCAGCCGGAUGCGGCGGUGGGCAUCCUCAAGUGGGCCCAGACGCAUCAUGGGCUGGAGCUCAAGGAGAGCUGGUAUGAGAAGCUCCACCGGUGGGAUGACGCGCUACGGGCACAUGAGGCGCGCCUGCGCGAAGACCCCUCGGCCAUUGAGCACAUCCUCGGUCGCAUGCGUGCCUUGCAGGCUCUCGGUGAUUGGGAGCGCCUGUCGGCCGCGGCCCAGGAGGUCUGGCGGAGUCGGACGCGCUCCGGCGGCGGCCCGGAGGCCGCUGCCUCCCUGGAGGCCCUCCGGCGAGCGGUGGCUCCCCAUGGUGCCGCGGCCGCGUGGGGCCUGCUCCAGUGGGAUCUGAUGGACGAUUACAUCAGCUACAUGCGGGAGGAUUCGCCGGAUGGCGCCUUCUUCCGGGCGGUGGUGGCCUUGCAUCGGGCGCAGUAUGGCCAUGCGCAGCUGCACAUCGACCGGACUCGCGACCUGCUGGAUGGCGAGCUGGCUGCCCUGGCCGGGGAGUCCUAUGCCCGGGCGUAUGAUUCCUAUGCCCGGGCGUAUGAUGUGGUCGUUCGAGCCCAGAUGCUGGCCGAGUUGGAGGAAAUCGUGGUCUACAAGCGGGCCACCGGCACCCCGGACGAGGAGGCCGUCCACCGAAGCAUUCGCAGCACCUGGGAGCGCCGACUCCAGGGUGCCCAGCGGAAUGUGGAAGUUUGGCAGCGCAUUCUCAAGGUCCGGGCCUUGGUCAUUGCUCCGUCCGAUGCGCCGGACAUGUGGAUUCGAUUUGCCAAUCUGUGCCGCAAGUCCGGGCGCAUGCCCCUCGCGCGCAAGACCCUCAAGAUGCUUUACGGCCCGCGGGACUGGGACCUGGUCAACAGCCGGACGGUGCACAUCAAUCGCCCACGGCUGACCUACUGCUAUCUGAAGUACCUUUGGGCGUCGGGCAAUCGAGUGGCCGCCUUCCAAGGGCUGGAGGCCUUUGUCCGGACCCUGGCCCCGAUGGUGGCCCAGGAGGCCGGGGGUGCCGGAGCCGUGGCCCUGGCAUCGGCCUCCGCUCCCGGGGGGGCUUCUCUGCAGGAGCUCCUGGCCCGGUGCUACUUGAAGCUGGGUGACUGGCUGCAGCAGCUGCAUCCGGACUUGACGGAUACAACCAUCAAGCAAAUGCUUGGCUCGUAUGCGGCGGCCACACGCCAUGGUCCGACCUGGCACAAGGCCUGGCGCGCAUGGGCGUUGGCCAACUUCGAGUCCGUGGCCUCUGGGCUUUCUCGGCGGGCCGGAGCCCCGGCCGCCGGGGGCCCGACGCAUGCGGUCCUCCUGACGGAUCACGUUGUGCCGGCCAUCCAGGGCUUCGUCCGAAGUGUGUCCCUCUCACCGCGGGGAAGUUCCCUGCAGGACACCCUCCGGCUGCUGACUCUGUGGUUCAAGUAUGGCCCGUAUCAGGAGGUGCACACGGCCAUCAGCGAGGGCAUCGGCCUGGUGUCGAUGGACACCUGGCUGCAAGUGGUGCCGCAGCUGAUCGCGCGUAUCCAUGCCCCGGCGCUGUCGGUCCGGCGGUUGAUCCACCGGCUGCUGGCCGACGUCGGCAAGGAGCACCCCCAGGCCUUGAUCUACCCGCUGACCGUGGCGGCCAAGUCCCAGAGUGUCACCCGACGCGGGGCGGCGCAGGCCAUCCUGGACCGACUGCGGGCGCAUGGUGCUGCCCUGGUGGACCAGGCGCAGAUGGUUUCGCAGGAGCUCAUCCGCGUGGCCAUCCUCUGGCAGGAGAUGUGGUAUGAGGGCCUGGAGGAGGCGUCGCGCGUGUUCUUCGGGGACAACGACGCCGAGGCCAUGUACACCAUCCUGGCACCGCUGCACCGGCUGCUGGAGCGCGGUCCGGAAACCCUGCGCGAGGUGUCCUUCGCCCAGGCCUUCGGCCGGGAUUUGGCCCAGGCUCUGCGCCUGUUCCAGUCCUUCCGGCGGACGCACUUCGCCAAGGAAAUCGAGCAGGCCUGGGAUCUGUACUUGUCGGUCUUCCGUCGGAUCAGCAAGCAACUGCCGCAGCUGACCCAGUUGGACUUCCACUAUGUGUCGCCGCGGCUGCUUCAUGCUCGGGACUUGGAGCUGGCCGUGCCGGGAACAUACCAUCCCGGAACGCCGGUGGUCCGAAUUGCGAGCUUCGUUCCGACGCUGACGGUUAUCAUGUCCAAGCAGCGCCCUCGGCGCCUGACCAUCCAGGGAUCCGACGGUGCGGACUACCAGUACCUGCUUAAGGGCCAUGAGGAUCUGCGUCAGGAUGAGCGUGUCAUGCAGCUCUUCGGCCUGGUGAACACCCUGCUGGCGGCAGAUUUGGAAACCUUCACCCGGCAGCUGAACAUCCAGCGCUAUGCGGCCAUUCCGCUGUCGCCGAACUCCGGCCUCAUUGGCUGGGUGCCCAACACCGACACUCUUCACACUCUGAUCCGGGACUUCCGUGAGUGGCGGAAGAUCGCCCUGAACCAUGAGCAUCGGCUGAUGCUGAACAUGGCCAACAACUACGACAACCUGAGCCUCAUUCAGAAGGUCGAGGUGUUCAGCUUUGCCCUGGAAAACACCACCGGCAAGGAUCUCAACCGGAUUCUCUGGCUCACCAGUCGCAAUAGCGAGUCCUGGCUCGAUCGGCGGACGCAUUACACCCGGUCCCUGGCCACCAUGUCCAUGGUGGGCUACAUCCUGGGCCUGGGUGACCGGCACCCAAGCAACCUCAUGGUGGACCAGUUCACUGGCCGGGUGAUUCACAUCGACUUCGGUGACUGCUUCGAGGUGGCCAUGCACCGGGACAAGUUCCCCGAGCGCAUUCCCUUCCGGCUGACCCGCAUGCUGGUCAAUGCCAUGGAGGUCAGCGGCAUCGAGGGCACCUUCCGGACGACGUGCGAGAAUGUCAUGCGUGUCUUGCGCGAGCACAAGGAUUCCCUGAUGGCCGUCCUAGAGGCCUUCGUCUAUGACCCGCUGAUCAGCUGGCGCCUGCUCCAUCACCGCCGAGAGGGCGGUGCCGCCGGACCGCCGGGCCCCAACGGCCAGGCCGGCAGCCUGGAGGCACAUGAGGCCGACAAUGUGGCGGCCAGCCGCGCCCGCCGGCGCUCUGCUGCUCUGGUGGCCGACGGCGAUGACCGGCCGGGCUUCCGCCGGCGCGACUUCCAUGUCGACCUUCCGGAGGCUCGGAACCAGCGCGCCGUGGCCAUUGUGGCCCGUGUGCAGCACAAGCUCACCGGCCGGGACUUCGACCGGCAUGAGUGCCUUGAUGUCCCGGUUCAGGUGGAGCGCCUUAUCCGCCAGGCCACUGCCGUGGAGAACCUCUGCCAGUGCUACGUCGGUUGGUGUGCCUUCUGGUGA
Messenger RNA from Fonticula alba, 8505 nucleotides. Its product is annotated as FKBP12-rapamycin complex-associated protein. Gene Ontology annotation, cellular component: TORC2 complex; TORC1 complex; nucleus. NCBI's taxonomy places the organism in Eukaryota, Rotosphaerida, Fonticulaceae. The coding region runs from base 190 to 8505 and encodes 2771 amino acids. The transcript is spliced from 14 exons. Gene Ontology annotation, molecular function: protein-containing complex binding; protein binding; protein serine/threonine kinase activity. Gene Ontology annotation, biological process: protein phosphorylation; TOR signaling; negative regulation of macroautophagy. The record is from RefSeq and is a predicted model, not a curated record.